AUGGCUCCAGGCGGUGGUGGAAAUAUCAAGGUGGUGGUGAGAGUACGGCCUUUCAACAGCAGAGAAACCGACAGAGGCGCAAAAUGUAUUGUGCAAAUGAAAGGUUCUCAGACCGUCCUCAUACCACCACCAGGUGCCGAAGAAAAAACACGAAAGGGAGGCGCGAAAGGUGUAGAGGGACCGAAAACGUUCGCCUUCGACAGAUCAUAUUGGUCCUUCGACAAGAAGGCCCCGAACUUCGCCAGUCAGGACAACCUAUUCGAUGAUCUUGGUACGCCGCUCUUGGACAAUGCCUUUGGGGGUUACAACAACUGUAUCUUCGCAUACGGUCAAACGGGUUCCGGAAAAUCGUACUCCAUGAUGGGAUAUGGGAAGGAAUACGGUGUUAUCCCCAGGAUUUGCCAGGCCAUGUUUGAGCGCAUCAAUACCAUCCAACAGGACAAGAAUCUUGGUUGCACAGUCGAGGUGUCCUAUCUCGAAAUUUACAACGAAAGGGUCCGCGAUCUGCUCAACCCGUCGAACAAAGGGAAUCUCAAGGUCCGUGAGCAUCCGUCGACAGGUCCUUAUGUCGAAGAUCUCGCCAAGCUUGUUGUGCGCUCUUUCGACGAGAUUGAGAAUCUGAUGGACGAAGGUAACAAGGCAAGAACGGUUGCUGCGACCAACAUGAACGAAACAUCCAGUCGAUCACACGCCGUCUUUACACUGACACUCACCCAAAAACGCCAUGACUCGGAAACAUCAAUGGAUACAGAGAAAGUGUCAAGAAUUAGUUUGGUCGAUUUGGCAGGAUCUGAAAGAGCAACAUCUACCGGAGCCACCGGUGCUCGUUUGAAGGAGGGUGCAGAGAUUAACCGCUCUCUUUCAACACUUGGUCGUGUAAUUGCCGCGCUUGCAGAUGUGGCUGCCGGCAAGAAGAAAAAUGCAUCAAUGGUUCCGUAUCGUGAUUCCGUAUUAACAUGGCUUCUCAAGGACUCACUAGGAGGUAACUCUAUGACCGCGAUGAUUGCAGCCAUCUCACCUGCAGAUAUCAACUUUGAGGAAACCCUUGGUACUCUACGGUACGCCGACUCGGCCAAACGAAUCAAGAACCAUGCCGUCGUGAACGAGGAUCCGAACGCGCGAAUGAUAAGAGAGUUGAAGGAGGAGCUGGCUCAGCUAAGAUCCAAGCUUGUAGGGGGUGCGGGAGGAGCAGGGGCGGCAGCAGGUGGUGCAGCGGUAGCAACAGGGGGAGUACCCCCGGAGGAAUAUUACCCGCCAGAUACUCCGUUGGAAAAACAAUUAGUCUCCAUUCAUCAGUCAGAUGGUUCCGUCACCAAAGUCAGCAAAGCCGAGAUUGUGGAGCAGCUCAACCAAAGCGAGAAGCUUUACAAGGAUCUUAACCAGACAUGGGAAGAGAAGUUGCAGACAACGGAGCGUAUCCACAAGGAACGUGAGACUGCCUUGGAAGAACUGGGAAUCAGCAUUGAGAAAGGCUUCAUUGGCCUGAGCACACCCAAGAAGAUGCCACAUUUGGUCAAUCUAAGUGACGAUCCACUGCUGGCGGAGUGUUUGGUCUACAACAUCAAACCGGGAACAACAACGGUUGGGAAUAUGGACCAAGAUAGUGGCGUUGAGAUCAGGCUCAAUGGCUCCAAAAUCCUUCCCAACCAUUGUAAGUUUGAGAAUGUGGACAACGUCGUUACAGUUGUACCGAACGAAGGUGCCGCGGUUAUGGUGAACGGACUCCGAGUGGAUAAACCCACAAGACUCAAAAGUGGUUUCCGUGUUAUCAUGGGCGACUUUCACAUUUUCCGUUUUAACCAUCCCCAAGAAGCCCGCGCCGAACGGGUAGAACAGAGUCUACUACGCCACUCUGUUACUACUAGCCAACUUGGCUCUCCGGCCCCGAACAAAACGCAUGAUCGAAACCUGAGCAAAACUGGCUCGGACCUAGAUGGGGAGUCAAACAGGGGCGAUUCUCCGAUGCCCUCCCGUGGUCGUGAGUCAGAUUGGUUUCAAGCUCGCAGAGAAGCCGUCAGUGCUGUACUGGGUACUGAUCACAUCUCGCAUAUGCCUGAUGAUGAAUUGGAUGCUCUCUUCGAAGACGUGCAAAAAGUACGAGCGACCCGUCGUGGGCUGAUGGAGCACGAGGAGGAUUCAGAUUCGCUCAGUUCGUUCCCAGUUCGUGAUAAAUACAUGUCCAAUGGAACUAUCGACAACUUCUCGCUAGACACUGCUAUUACUAUGCCUGGAACCCCUCGGCAACAAGAUGACGAUGAUAGCACGCAUGGUCCUACCACCCUGCAGUCUGUUCGCCAGGACAUGCAGCGUCAACUAGACAGACAAAAAGAAGAGUACCAGGACAAACUGCGUACUGCGGAAGCCUCUUCUAACCAGGAUGGCGACGAAAUACGGUCCGAAAAGGUUCGAAUGGAAGAAGCGCUUCGAACGGCUAAAGAGGAGUAUGAACAGCAGUUAAAAAAGCAGAAGGAAGCCUUUGAAACUCAGAUGAAGGACUUGGGCCAACCAAUCCCAAAAAUCUUCGAGAAUGGCUUUGCAAAAUUGGACCCUAGGGAGCUCGAGAUUGCAACUUCGGUUUACCGCCAUUGGUCACAGCAAAACUACGUUCGCAUGGCGGAAAAAGUCCUGCAGCAUGCUUCCUUGCUGAAGGAGGCCCAGGUGAUGAGCCAAAUCAUGGACAAAAAUGCCGUAUUCCAAUUUGCAGUCAUUGACCAUGGUCAUAACAUGGCGUCAUCCUAUGACCUCGUGCUCAAUGGCAUUUCCGGAGACGAAGAUAUUAUACUAGACGAGACAAAGAAGCCUUGUAUUGCUGUACGAGUCAUUGAUUUCAAACAAUGUGUCAUCCACCUUUGGUCUAUUGAGAAACUACAACGCCGCCUGCAGGCCAUGCGCCAGUUGCACCAGUACAUCGAUCGCCCAGAUUAUAUUCAGCACUUCAAACUUGAGAAUCCCUUUUCUGAGCCCUGUUCGCCACAAUAUUCCCUUGUGGGUGACGCUGAUAUCCCGCUUACUGCUGUGUUUGAAACUCGUGUCCAAGAUUUCUCGGUUGAAGUCACCUCUCCAUAUACACAAAGCGUUAUUGGUAUAAUCAGACUCUCUUUAGAGCCAUCGUCAGCCCAGGCACCUUCAUCAACUCUCAAGUUCAAUGUGGUCAUGCGAGACAUGGUUGGUUUCGCCGAGUGGGAAGGAACGGAAGUUCAUGCGCAGUUAUUCGUGCCCGGUAUUUCCGAGGAAGGGGGUGCCACUACAACGCAGAUGAUCAGUGGAUUCGACGAGAGUCCUGUCCGGUUCGAAAGUGUUCACAGCAUGAGUCUACCUUUGUCCAGCCCACGCACCGCAGCGCUGAAAAUUUGCGUUUAUGCUCAUGUGACACAAAUGCAUCUUGACAAGCUCUUGAGUUGGGAUGAUAUGCGUGACUCAGCGGAGCCUGCACCCCAGAAACGAAAAGCUCCUCGUAUCGCAGAGUCGGAAUUCUACUCUGAAGAGAGACACGACGUUUUUGCGAGAAUCCAAAUACUCGAAUUGGCCGAAUCGGGUGAAUACCUCCCCGUCGAAGUAGUGCAGAAUGACAGCCUCGACGCAGGCACGUACCAGCUUCACCAAGGUCUACAACGCCGUAUUUUGAUCAACCUCACUUAUAGCUCAACCGAAAGCCUUCCGUGGGAUGACCUUAAUGGGAUCCGCGUGGGUUCUGUUCGAUUGCUUGACCCGUGGGGCAAGAUUCCGGACCAAGAUCUUCAAACCCCAGAUGUUCCUUUAAAAUUUGUUCAAGAACCUAUGGUAAAGGACAAUGCAGAUGGAACAUCUAAUGUCACAAUAGUGGGCCAGUGGGAUUCAAGCUUGCACGGCUCUCUCCUCCUUGAUCGUGUUACCGCAGACAAGUAUCGUGUGCAGGUAACAGUUAGGUGGAAUCUAGUCUCAGCCCGGCUGCAAGAUCCAGUCGUAUUUGAAGUGGACCCGACUAUCCAGAUCCAGGGACGGACAUAUGUGCGGCAGCAGUCAAUGUUCAAACAAUUAUUCAACUCAACUCGGAUCGUACACUCUACGGUUCGCAUGUUUUCGUUAGCCGUCCGUCCCGUUUCUGCCAAACGUGCGGCCGAUCUUUGGCGCAUGAACACCCAAAAUGACUACGUGAAGGGCGAGGAACUCUUGACUACCUGGUCUCCACGGAAGGUCUCAUUAGUCCGUGAUUACAUAGCAGCCCGCAAGCGCCGACAACGUAUUGCAGAAUUGAAUGCUGCCAAAGGAGCCCUCAGCGCGAGCAGCCUUAGGGCAUCACCGGUCCGGAGUGGUCGAACCACGCCUUUGCGUAACCAAGAGCGUAUGGAUCGGAGAGACAAGCUUCUCCGAAAAUAUCUCGACCUUUGGGCAACCAAGACAGAUCCUACGGAAGCUAUACUUGUGAGGAGUAAUACGGAUCCUCCCACAGAAGGAGCGCCAUCUGCUUUGCUUUCGCAACAGACAUCCUCAUCGGAUCUCAAUAGCCCUGCUUCUGAACAGCCACCGCUGAGGCCACGGUUCAUUGCAAAUAUCCAAACUCUUCCGAAGAACCCCGCCUCCCUGAAGUCUGGAUACUUGUUGACGCCCGAUGAUACCAACAGCCACUGGGUACGGCGCUUUGUCGAACUUCGUCGACCAUAUCUCCAUAUCCACUCCGUUCCGGAUGGGGAUGAGAUCAAUGCUAUCAACCUACGCAAUUCACGUGUGGAUCAUGCACCCGAUUUCGCACGAUUGCUCGAUGGUUCAGGGUCAGGAGGCGAUGGUACCCCUGUUAAAGGCCGGCCGAAUGUGUUUGCAGUGUACGGAACGCAGAACACGUUCCUCUUUGCAGCCCGAACAGAAGGCCAGAAGGUUGAAUGGAUCCUGAAGAUCGAUGAAAGUUACUUCAGUAGCAGUCCUGGCGGAUCGGCUACCUCCAUUUCGAAUCAUGCACUUAAUGUCUCGACACCCUGA
Messenger RNA from Aspergillus wentii DTO 134E9, 4953 nucleotides. Its product is annotated as kinesin-3 motor protein uncA. Gene Ontology annotation, biological process: microtubule-based movement; cytoskeleton-dependent intracellular transport. Gene Ontology annotation, molecular function: microtubule motor activity; microtubule binding; ATP binding. The record is from RefSeq and is a predicted model, not a curated record. Gene Ontology annotation, cellular component: microtubule; kinesin complex. Bases 1 to 4953 code for a protein of 1650 amino acids. NCBI's taxonomy places the organism in Eukaryota, Fungi, Ascomycota, Eurotiomycetes, Eurotiales, Aspergillaceae. The transcript has 3 exons.